UGUCCGCUCGCAGCGAUAGGACCCGCAGAUUCCGCUGCUCACCUGUAUAUCGCUGCAUUAGGACCAACUUGCGGCAGGUGGGUCUCAGAUAUCCGCCGUCAAACAGUGGAGUGUUUGCCGAGAGCAUUGAUUUGUGCACGGUCAAUUCUGUUCAAUUAUUGUCGCUCCGCGGGGCAGAGAAUACAGACACGAAUAGAAACUAAGGUGACGACUUCUCAGUUUUGUGUAAUCAGUGAAACCAAUGGCUUAGGUGCAGCAGGGUCACGUGGUGGCGGUGACAAACCUGCGCAGGGCCUACAGCGGCGACAGAUGCACGAGCAGCACAGGUAGAGCAGAGCACAAGGUUCCACGCAGCAAAGGCAAUAGGGCGCAUGUACAUGUGUGCACACACACCCGUUGGAUAGCCUUGGCCCUUGGCAGUCAUGAAUCGAGAAGAGCACUACUAUUCCCCCGCGCAGCUGUUCAAAGACCCCUGCCCCUACCAGAGACCCCACAGCGAGGACUUCAGCCACAGCCCUCCGCCCUGCCUCUACAUGGGCCGGCAGGCUCAGUCCGUCUAUUCCUCGCCUUCCGUCGGAGGGCUAGACCAGGCAAGUCUCCCUGAUAUUGCUCCGUACAGUAUGCCCAUGCGAGAGGACCCAGGUGUGCCGCAGCUCCACCACCCCCAGGCGCCCCAGCAGACUAUCCAACCGGGGGGUUACGGAGACCCGGGGGAGCUGGCUCUGUGUGCCGAUAGGAACAGAUACCACCUGCCUUUCCCCUGGAUGAAAAGCACCAAGUCUCACGUGCAAACCUGGAAGGGACAGUGGGCAGGCCACUACAUGGAGGCAGAGGAGAACAAGCGGACAAGGACUGCCUACACGCGAGCCCAGCUCCUGGAGCUGGAGAAGGAGUUCCUUUUCAACAAGUACAUCAGCAGGCCGCGGCGUGUAGAGCUGGCCCUCACCCUCAGCCUCACAGAGAGACACAUCAAGAUCUGGUUCCAGAACCGACGGAUGAAGUGGAAGAAGGAGGAGGACAAGAAGAGAGUGAGGGGGGUCGACCCCGAGCAGGACUCGUCCAUCACGUCAGGGGACCUGAAGGAUGAGGCUGGGCUGGGGGUCGGAGGGGCUGGGAUGGGGGUCGGGGGAGCAGGGGUGGGCGUCGCGUUGGCAGGGGCUCCCACACCGGCACCUCUCACCACGACCACCACACCCCCCUCACCGCUACACUCCCACUCCCACUCCCACUCCCUGUCAGGUUCGAGAGACUCGGCUUAG
Messenger RNA from Oncorhynchus keta (chum salmon), 1259 nucleotides. It is a transcript of the gene pdx1, whose product is annotated as pancreatic and duodenal homeobox 1. The record is from RefSeq and is a predicted model, not a curated record. Lineage: Eukaryota; Metazoa; Chordata; Actinopteri; Salmoniformes; Salmonidae. Gene Ontology annotation, biological process: regulation of transcription by RNA polymerase II; type B pancreatic cell differentiation. The coding region runs from base 423 to 1259 and encodes 278 amino acids. Gene Ontology annotation, cellular component: nucleus. Gene Ontology annotation, molecular function: RNA polymerase II cis-regulatory region sequence-specific DNA binding; DNA-binding transcription factor activity, RNA polymerase II-specific. The transcript is spliced from 2 exons.